AUGGGCCGAGAGCCUCUCAUAGGCCUGGUAGGCAAGCCCUCGUCGGGCAAAAGCACAACAUUAAACAGUUUAACUGAUGCGACCUCGAAAGUCGAUCCAAUACUGAGCAUAUCGAUUAGCUUCACAACAAUAGAUCCCCAGCGUGCCAUUGGCUACCUCCAAAUCGAUUGCGCCUGCAAACGACACAAUGUAUCCGAUAGAUGUAAACCGAAUUAUGGCAGCUGCAUUGACGGACGACGCUCAGUACCUAUUGAACUUCUAGACGUCGCAGGACUUGUACCGGGUGCACAUGAGGGAAAGGGACUCGGCAACAGAUUCCUCGACGACUUGAGACACGCCGAUGCGCUCGUCCAUGUCGUAGACGUCUCCGGUACAACAGACGCAGAGGGCAAAGCAACGCGGGGCUACGACCCAAGUCAAGAUAUCGUAUGGCUACGUUCCGAGAUAGUACAAUGGAUUCGCGGGAAUCUGAUGACAAAAUGGGGGUCUAUUAAGAGGCGGCACAUAGCUGUGAAAGCAACAGCGGUAGAGACUCUACAGGGACAGUUCUCAGGAUACGGAUCUACAUCCAACGUGAUUGCCCGUACGCUAGACAAGCUGGCGUUGAAAGAGCCGCUGGAACAUUGGAGCGACGAGACGAUAGAUAAAGUGGUCAACGCCUUUACGGACGAGAAAUUCCCUACCGUCAUCGCGCUUAAUAAAAUCGAUCAUGCGGACGCCGACAAGAAUAUCAGCAAGAUAGCCAAGAUGCAAGACCCGAAGUCUAUUGUGCUCUGCUCUGCCAUUUCUGAAGUAUUCUUGCGGAAAUUGGCGAAGCAGGGCUUCAUUAGGUAUACAGAAGGCAGCGACUUUCUGGAUACAAGAGAAGAUCUCAUUGCGGAUGGGGAUCCGGAGGGCGGCGGGCUGAAGGAGAUGGAUGAGAAGCUGAAGACGCGGAUAGAGAAUUUGAAGGAUAUGGUGUUAUACCGCUUCGGAUCUACGGGUGUGGUACAAGUCCUCUCCAGAGCUGCGGAGCUACUUGGUCUGGUUCCGGUUUUCCCCGUCAAGAACGUAUCUUCGUUUUCUUCGGGCGCAUCGGGAUCCAAUGCCGUCUUUAGGGAUUGUAUACUGGUGAAAAAGAACUCUACCGUCGCGGAUGCCGCCAAGAAAAUCAUUGGCGAUGCUCCGCUAGCAUAUGUUGAAGGGAUAGGUGGGGUGAGGGUUUCUGAGGAUGAUUUAGUUGCAAUUGGGAAGAAUGAUUCGGUCGAGCAUGAUGCAAACAUGACGUGGGAUUUGGCGUUUAACAGGGAAUUCAUGGCAUAG
Molecule: messenger RNA, 1302 nt
Organism: Lachnellula hyalina
Lineage: Eukaryota; Fungi; Ascomycota; Leotiomycetes; Helotiales; Lachnaceae
Gene: SPBC428.15
Product: putative GTP-binding protein
Exons: 4
Coding region: 1-1302 (433 amino acids)
Cellular component (GO): cytoplasm
Molecular function (GO): GTP binding; ATP hydrolysis activity
Source: RefSeq, a predicted model, not a curated record